Molecule: messenger RNA, 3156 nt
Organism: Pediculus humanus corporis (human body louse)
Lineage: Eukaryota; Metazoa; Arthropoda; Insecta; Psocodea; Pediculidae
Product: DNA polymerase theta, putative
Exons: 12
Coding region: 1-3156 (1051 amino acids)
Molecular function (GO): ATP binding; nucleic acid binding
Source: RefSeq, a predicted model, not a curated record
AUGAAUGCUCAAUCAACUCCUGUAAGGAAAAUGCAUUUAAGAAGCCGGUCCAGAGAUUCUUUUUCUGAAAUAACUCCAAUAAAAAAAUCAAAAUUGCUACAAAAUCAAGUAAAUAAUAUAAGUAGCAGUUCAAUAGAUCAACAGUUAAGUGAAAAUGUCGUUUUAUCAAAUUUGCAUAAAAGUCGUGUUAAAAAAAAAGAAUCACUGGGUGAGACAUCUCAUAAAAAAAGAUUUAGUUACGAUUUGUUUAAAGAAGAUACAUUCGAUUCCGCAAAAGGAAAGAGUAAUAUAAGUAAUAGUAAAAAUGAUUCGAAUGAUUUAGGAAGUUUAGCAAACAUGUGCAGUGAAAUAAAAGAAAUGUUUAAAGAUCCUUUCAGUAAUGAUACAGGUUGUUUUUUGAGUGAUGAGUUAAUUUCUGAUAGUAAAUUAUUUCAAGUGAUUGAUAGUUGUUCAAAAAUAAAUGAAAAUGGCAAUAAUAACAUAAAUGAUUUUAAAGAUAGUUCACCAGUAGAAUUUCAAGUUAAAAAAAAAGUUAAAGAAAACAAUAGUGAAAUAUUGACUGUAUCGGAUGUCAUGAAAUGGACCGAUCAGUCAUUUUUACCAAAAAAUAACAGUAUGAAUUUAUCGAAUGAAAUAAAACAAAAAUUAUUAGAUAAUGUUUCAAAUCAAGAAUUAGUUAAAAGUCAAACCACCGGUUGGACUCAAUUAAAUUCAAGUUUUGUGUCAAAAGUUAUCGAACAAGAUGGAGAAUACGAAGAAAUGGGACCAUUUUACGGGUUACCCUUAGCUGUAAAAAAAUUAUAUGAAGAACACAAAGAUAUUAAGGAAUUAUAUUCCUGGCAAGAAGAAUGCUUAAACCUUGAAUCUGUAAAAAACCAUCAAAAUUUAGUUUAUGCACUUCCGACGAGUGGUGGAAAAACAUUAGUAGCAGAGAUAUUAAUACUCAGAGAAAUACUUUGCUACAAAAGAAAUGUUUUAUUCAUUUUACCAUAUGUUUCAAUAGUUCAAGAAAAAGUCAAAGAUUUUUCUCAGUUUGCAAUAGAUUUGGGAUUUUUAGUUGAAGAAUAUGCAGCAGGGAAAGGAGUCAUUCCACCCAUCAAACGUAGAAGGAGAAAAUCUGUGAUAAUUGCGACAAUGGAGAAAGCUUUGGUUGUAGUGAACAGUCUCAUAGAGGCUAGAAGGCUUCAUGAGUUUGGUUUAAUUGUAGUCGAUGAACUUCAUAUGUUAGCAGAAGAAGGAAGAGGAGCCAUAUUAGAAACAUUAUUGACACAAGUUAUAUAUAACAGAGAUAAAAUUCAAAUAAUUGGUAUGACUGCAACAAUUGGAAAUUUAGAAGAAGUAGGAAAAUUUUUAAAAGCUGAAUGUUACGUUGGAAAUUUUCGACCCGUUAGUUUAAACGAAUACAUUAAAUGUGAUAGAAAAAUAUAUUCAAUAGAUUGGAAUUCGGAAAAUGGAGUUAAGGAAUGCAGGAAGUUACCUUUAUCCGCUGAAGGGACAGAUCCUGACGGGAUUUCCGAUUUAGUUCAAGAAGUUAUACCUGAUGAUUCUUGUCUGAUAUUUUGUCCUAGUAAAAAAAUUGUGAAACGUUGCUUUUUUUUGAGCAGAAUAUUACCAAGGGAUUUGAUGAAAAUUAAAGAACAGCAAAAAAAAAGUUUGUAUCGUGCUUUAGUAUCGGAAUCGAAUGAUCAAAUUUGUCCAGUUUUAAAAAAAACGUUACCGUUCGGAGUUGCGUAUCAUCAUUCGGGUUUAACUGCUGGAGAAAGAAAACUUCUGGAAGAAUCGUUUAGGGAUGGUACCCUUUCGGUUAUUUGCUGUACAUCGACAUUAGCCGUCGGAGUUAAUUUACCAGCCAAACGAGUCAUAUUAAGAUCUCCGUACGUUGGGAAAGAUUUCAUAAGUUUAAGCAGGUACAAGCAAAUGGUCGGGAGAGCCGGAAGAAGCGGUUACGGUGCCGAGGGUGAAAGUUUUCUCAUGUGUCAAAUAACGGAUUUGGAAAAGGUGAAAAGUUUAUUGAAAUCGCCGAUGGAUCAAACGACGAGUAAAAUAGAUUUGGAAAAUUGCAAAAACCUCGUGUUGUCAUCCAUCGGUUUGGGAACGGCAACCACGAGGAAAUCACUUAGGGAAUUACUCAAGUGUAGUUUACUUCACGUUCAGGCGAAUAAAUUGAAUGUUGACACGAAAAAAAUGACAGACUCGUGCAUUUCGAGUUUAUAUAAACAGGGAGCAUUAAAAAUAAAAAGCAUCGAAUUAGACGAGGAUAAGGACGUUGAAGGGAAUUCCAUUAGUAAAUUAGACUUGAAUAAUGCGACCAACACUAAAAAGUCUUUAAAAAUUUCUAACGACUCACCGUUAACGAUAAGUCGCUUGGGACGAGCUGCCAUGAAAGGGGGUUUAAGUUUAGACAAAGCUCACGAAUUGUACGGAGAUCUCGUAAAAGCUCAAUCGAGUUUGGUAUUAUUAACGAAUUUACAUCUUUUAUACCUCGUCACUCCGCCCGACAUAAUCGCACAGAUCAAACCGAAUUUUUCCGUUUAUUUUAACGUUUACAUGGAGUUGAACGCGAACGAAGUUCACACGGCAAACAUAAUCGGAGUCACUGAAUUUGCCAUGUCAAAAUUGGCGAUGGGAAUUCAUCCGAAGGCGAUACCAGAAAUCGUAAUUAAUCGUUUUUACAUAUCGCUCAUGCUUAACAAGCUUUGGAAACAACAUACGGUGUGGGAUGUUGCGUCAUUGUUUGAGUUACCCCGGGGACAAAUUCAAACUUUGAUGACGUCGGCAGCAACUUACGCAAACAGCGUACUCAGGUUUUGCGAAAAAUUGGAAAAAUUUUGGUCUUUUAAAUCUUUGCUGACGGAUUUUGCGCCGCGUUUGGCACAUUGCUGUUCAACCGAAUUACUUCCGUUAAUGGAACUUCCCGCCGUGAAAAGGGGUCGAGCUAAACAGCUUUACGAAGGUGGAUUUAAGACUUUGCAAAUAUUAGCGAAUGCCAAAGCCGGAGAUUUAGUUCGAUCGAUUGAUCACUUGUCUCUAAAGGUCGCGUCACAAAUAAUAGCAGCAGCAAAGUUGUUAUUGAUGGAAAAGGCGGAAAAUUUAAAAGAAGAAGCAGAAGACGUUUUGGAAGGAUUAGCAGAAAAGUCUGGACCGAAAGAUAUUUGA